GCCACUUCCCGUCCAGCCAUUUUAGGCGUUUGUGUCUUCUGUGGAGAGAGACCCGCAGGUUGUUUGCCCAGUGUCUGUGUUCCAUCCACUUACUGCAAGAGCUGCCGGAGAACAGCAGGACACCCGGUGAUUGGAAAUGGAGUCAGUGGCCUUUGAGGAUGUGGCUGUGAACUUCUCCCUGGAGGAGUGGGCUAUGUUGAAUCCAUCCCAGAAGAACCUCUACAAAGAUGUGAUGCAGGAAACCUUGAGGAACCUGGCUUCUAUAGGGAGCAGUUUGGAGCACCAUAUUGAAAAUAUAUACCGAAAUUCCUGGAGAAAACUAAGUGGUCAAGUGGUGGAGGGACUCUAUGACUGUAAGGAUGAUCAUCAAUGUGCAGAAAUCUUCGACUUCACUACACACAGUAUUGUAAACCACAACUCCUUACCAGGAGUACAGAUAUGUGAAAACAGUGGAUGUGCAACAGUAGUCAUUGGCCAUUUAUCUCUAAGUGUACUUCUUAAACCUGACCCAAAGCAUGAAUUGUAUGAAGAUCAGGAAUAUGGGAAAGAAUUACACAAUAUGGAAUUUGGGGCUACCUCCAGUUCUCUCACAUCAUUUGAGAACUAUCAAAGUACUCAUACUCUAGAGAGAAUAUAUAAAACUGAGCGUUGUGAUGAAGACUAUAGAUAUGGUCAAAAUGUUGAAAAGACUUUCACUGAAGAAAAGCCCUUUGAAUGUAAGCAGUGUGGGAAAUGCUUCAGUUCCUCCAGGUACUUUCGAAGGCACGAACGACGUCAUCGUGCAAAGAAAUGCUAUAUCUGUAAGCAGUGUGGGAAAGCUUUUGCUUUUCCCACUUACCUACAAACACAUGAACGAAUUCACACAGGAGAGAAACCGUAUGUGUGCUUGCAGUGUGGGAAAACCUUUGCUCAUUCUCGUUCCCUUAAAACACAUAAAAGAACUCACUCUGUUAGGGACCUCUUUGUGUGCAAUUACUGUGGGAAAACCUUACGUCAUUACAGUUCUCUUCAAAUUCAUACAAGAAUUCACACGGGAGAGAAACCUUACGUGUGUAAACCGUGUGGUAAAGCCUUCAUUACUUACCGUUCCUUUCGAAUACAUGAAAGAAUUCACACUGGAGAAACACCUUAUGAAUGUAAGCAGUGUGGGAACACCUUCAUGCGUUGGAUUCAGUUGCGGAAACAUGAAAUAAUUCACAGUGGUGUGAAACCCUAUGCUUGUAAGCUAUGUGGAAAAAGCUUUACUUGUUCUGGGUCCUUGAGAACACAUGAAAGAAUUCACACUGGGGAGAGACCCUAUGUGUGUGAUCAGUGUGGAUAUAGCUUUACUCGGUUAAAUUCGCUUUUAAGACAUAAAAUAACCCACACUGGUGAGAAGCCCUAUGUGUGUAAUCAUUGUGGGAAAACUUUUCCUCGAUCUGCUUCUCUUCAAAGACAUGUCAAAAUUCACACGGAGGAGAAACCCUAUGUCUGCAAACAGUGUGGGGUUGCCUUCACUAGUUCUACUGACCUUUUAGACCAUGAGCAAACUCAUAUUGAUGAAAAACCUUACAUAUGUGAGCAGUGUGGGAAUGCCUUCGUGCUGUGGAGUCAGUUUCAGAAGCAUAAAGCACUUCACGCUGUCCCAGUUUCCUAUGUGUGUAAGCAGUGUGGGAAGAGCUUCACUUCUUCGAGGUCACUGAAAACCCACGAGAGAAUCCACACUGGUGAGAAGCCUUAUGAGUGUAAGCAGUGUGGGAAGACCUUCCUGUGGUCUUACUCUCUUCAGAGACAUGAAAAGACCCACACUGACGGGAAGGUCCACGUGUGCAAACAAUGUGGGGAAACUUUCCCUUACGACAGUCAUCUUCAGGUGCACGAAAAGCUGCACUUUGACGAUGAGCCUUUUAAUUGUAAGUACUGUGGGAAACCGUUCUUCACUUUGAACCAUUUGCAUAGACAUGAAUUACUUCACACUACCCUGGAUGCCAGUGUUUUUUAGUAAUGCGAGGAUUUUUUUUUUCACUUUGUGGUUUUCAUAGAAAUAAGAAAAAUCAUACUGGAAAAAGACUGGAUUUGUGCUAGCAAUGUGGAAAACCUUUUGAUUUGUUUCAUUGAAACAAACAUGAGAUGUCACAAUGAGGAGAAACCUUUUUUAAAACAAAAAUCAAUGUACAAAUGGUUUUUGAGCUUAAAGCUCCUUGAAAUACAUCAAAGAGAAACGGGCCUGUGACUGCAAGCAGUAUGGUAAAGUCUUCUGAAGUCCCGGAUCUUGGAGGAGACAGGAGAAAACUCAAGCUGUAGAGAAACUUUUAUGUGUAUAUGUGGUGUUGAAAAAAAGAAGCCCUUUUCUGCUUCCCCAUUCCCUCUGCAUAUGUGGGAGGAGGCACUGGAGAGAAACCCUUCAUAUGUGGGCAACCUUGGAUAGUCUUGAGUUAUCACAUCCUCUUACAGACAUGAAAGAACCUACUGUAAAGAAAUCUUAAAAACAGGGUUUGUGAGCUCUUCAUUAUCAGCUUCAUAGAACUCACAAGAAUGUACAUGGGGAGAAUUCCUAUAAAUGGAAACCUAUAUGAACACCAUUUGGUUCGAUGAACAGACAAGGAAAGAACUUGAUAUCGAAUGCUAAUCUUCUCAAAAGAGAUGUUCAAGGUUUCAUUUGGCACAGAUAGAAACACAUACCGGAUGAAAACCUUUGCUGUUGAAAACAUUGGAAACUGUAGAGCAAAGUCCUUAGAAUUUUUUCAUGUUUAAUCUGAUAGAUGUCAGUAUUAUGAAGGACUGGACAUUUUUCUUUCUUUGUAGUGUGCUCCAGGAAAUGCACACUCUGGUGAGAAUGUUAUCAAUACAGUAUUUUGUAUUUAUUGGAGUGUUUCAGGGGCUGAUGGGGAUGAGUUAGCCUUGCAGAGCAUCUGCUACUCCUUCCAAAGGACAUUGAGUUAGCCUUUAAGAGCAUUUGCUUUUCAGCACCAUGUCACAGGGCUCACAACUGCAUGUGACUCUAGUUACAGGAGAUCACACACACUUGUACACAUAAAAAUAAAGCUUAAAUAUUUUUCUAGUCUUUUUUUUUUUUCAAAAAAAGCUUUUGUUGUAUAUCCAGUGUUUACCCAGAACUGUUAAUCUUCCAGCUUCCAGCUUUUGAAUGUUUAAAAUGAAAUGUCUCUGCUUCCACACUCACCAUCAUUCGCUUCUGCUUAAGAGUCCAUCUCUUGACUUGAUUUUAAAUUUUACUCUACAAAAGCAAGCAGUGAGCAGAGCAUUGAGCAAUGUGGAAUGGCAGCCUAAUUGCAUGAACUGCAGACCAGUAAGACCUACAUAUGAAACAUACUCACAGGAAUAGAAAGUGCGUUUUAUUACAUUUGUGACUUCUUAAAGAAAUCAUGUAUUAGUUUAAUGGGUGAUAUCUUUUUGUAUCUAAUAAGUAGAUGCUUCUCAUUGUAAAUUAUGUUGGAUUCAUUGGUGAAUUGAUAUUUGAAAUAUGCCAGUCCAUAUAAAUGUCUUUAAAAGCAUUUUAGUAUUUAUGUGUGGGCAUGUGAGGAUAUGUAGACAUAUGCCCAUAGAGGCUAGAAUGCUUUGGAGAUAGUAUUACAGACAUUGUGACAUGUUUGAUGUGUGUCAUGGGAUCAAAAUCCUAGUCUUCAUGAUAGAACAGUAAGUACUCCUAACUGCUGAGCCCCCUCAAACCCCUGCAUAAGUGUCUUGUUUUUCAAUCAUGUUUAAUGGGUAGUUUAAAAAAUGGCUCUGUGAAUAUUGGGAUAGUCCUAUUGGUUUUAUUUGACUGAUUAUAAGCAUUUUGUGUAUAUGCUCAUUUUUCAUGAAAAAGUGUGUGUGUGUGUGUACGUGUGUACAUGGACGAGUGUGUUUGGAGUGCAUUGUUUAUGUGUUGCUGGUAUGGUUGGUGGUGUUCACAAAGUGAACAAAGUAAUAUAUUGGGUGUCUUGCUCUAUCACUGUUAUUCCCCUAAGACAGAAUCUCACUGAGUGUGGAGCCGGGCAGCAGGCAGCAGCAGUCUCUACUCCCCCCUAGUGCUGAGUAUAGAGACACUCUAGAAGUUGGGUCUGGUUCUUCCUCCCAGCAUCGUGUUCCCAGAAAUAAGACUCAGACUCAAAAUAUAUUUACAGAUGCCUUAGCCAUAUGCUGAGCUCUUCUCUGACUAGACCAUAACUAAGGAUAGCCCGUUUAUUUCUGCCUACAUUCUGCCAUGUGGGUGGCACCUGUCAGAGGUACCAUGCCCAUGUCUAGUGGCAUCUUCCUGCCUCUGGCUCUAUCCCAGAGUCCUUUCUGCCUCCUAGAUGUCCCACCUUGCAUUUCCUGCCUAAGUCAUAGGCCAUGGGCUUUUUAAUUGAUCGGUACAACACAGAAGGUUUUUUUCUCUAGCGAUAACUCAGUCGUUCCCAGCUUGAGUCCUCAUGAUUGCACAGCACUUAGCCACCUCCUCAGGCCUAAACCAGUCUUAAAUUGAUUGUUUAUUUUAUGUUGCUCUCUCAUGUGUUCUCACAAUCCUGAGUAUCUGUUCUUUUGACUUUGAAGUAUUUUCAAAAUAUUUUUUAGAAUAGCAAAUGUUAGGGUUGAUUUUGUUUUCUUUUUUCUAUUCAGAAGGUAGGUCUAAGUAUAUUGUAAUCAUGGGUCAGCCUAUCUUUCCAAGUUGACUUAUUUCUUUUGAGAAUUUCAUACACGUAUACACUAAGAGAAUCAUGCAUACCCACUGUUUCUCCCUCCAGCCCUUCCUAUUUCUCCCCAACACCCCCCUCUUAACUUUGUCUUUAAAAAUAACCUGCUAGUCUAGUUAGUGUUGCUCAUACAUGCAUGAGUAUGGGGCCAUCUACUGGAGGAUGGGUGACCUACCAGUAGUGACAUCUUCACAAGUCAUUCUCCACCCCCACCCCCAUUCCCAGCAGCUCUUCACUGCCAGUAGCUUCUCAGUGAGGGAUCUGCUAGGAUUUGGACUUACUUAAUCUUACAAUGUAGGUCUUGUGCAUGCAGUCACAUUUGCUAUGAGUUCAUGAUUAUAGUAACCAUGUCAAAAGAAAAAA
Mus pahari (shrew mouse) is the source of this 5015-nucleotide messenger RNA. RefSeq names its product zinc finger protein 878-like. The coding region runs from base 137 to 1981 and encodes 614 amino acids. Lineage: Eukaryota; Metazoa; Chordata; Mammalia; Rodentia; Muridae. The record is from RefSeq and is a predicted model, not a curated record. Gene Ontology annotation, cellular component: nucleus. The transcript is spliced from 4 exons. Gene Ontology annotation, biological process: regulation of transcription by RNA polymerase II. Gene Ontology annotation, molecular function: RNA polymerase II transcription regulatory region sequence-specific DNA binding; DNA-binding transcription factor activity, RNA polymerase II-specific.